Messenger RNA from Peronospora matthiolae, 1128 nucleotides. Lineage: Eukaryota; Oomycota; Peronosporomycetes; Peronosporales; Peronosporaceae. The record is from the annotation of a GenBank genome assembly.
AUGGCGCGGUCGUUCAAGUCGGGCAAACAUUCUGGUAAUGCCUCUUCCUCUUCCUCCUCCUCCUCUCUUUUUAGCAAACUGCCCGAGCGCUUGGACCUGUCGGAGAAAGUGAAGAACACCCUGCGACGCCGCAUUGCGCAUGCCGUCGAGGACGUCCUGGACAGCAUGAUGCAAGAAGGCACGGAGGAUAGCAAUUGGCGGGGCAAGAUGCAAAAGGAUGGCAUUGCGUACUAUGAAGACCGAGAGAGUGUGUCGAAAACGCAGACGCGGUUUUGCUGCGUAGACUCCACGGAAGCCGCUGUGGAAGACGUCGUCAGUCUCUUUGUGGUAUCGGAUACCGACAUGCUCUUGCAGCGAUGUCGCAUUCUGUACGACAAUGUCAUUGACGCUCGGAUUCUAAACGUGCUCGAGUGCCCGUCGGAAGAGCAUCCAAUGCGGUCGUCGUACAUCCGCUACACGGCAUUCAAGGGACGCACGAUGCAGCGCAAACGCGACAUGUGCGUGGUCGUUUCGACGGACGUCAUCCAGUGUCCAGAUGGAUCUACAGUCGGCUAUUGCGUGUGGGACUCGCUUAAUCUACUGGAGAUAUCCCAGCUGCAUACACCACAUGGCUUCGUCCGGACUCGGAUGUCGCGAUCGGGAUACUUUGUGCAGAACUCUGGACUGAUCGACGCUAAGACCAAGGUCGUGUACAUUGUCGGCAUUGAAGCAGGUGGGCUUGCGCCACGACUGUCAGCGCGCUACUACAUGCCCCGAUUUGGCGAAGUGCUUGGUCGGAUCACCACGCACCUCCGUUCUAGGCAACUUGAUCCAUCGACGUUUAUCGAUCAGUCGAGGUGGGCGGAUAAAGAAGCUGCAGAAUUCUGCCAAUGCUGUAGCAAACACUUUGGUGCCGUGAAGUUGCUGGACACUCGACGCUACAACUGCGUGUCUUGUGGUGACGUCAUUUGCCAUGCUUGUCACCACGUAGAAGAAGUUCAUGUUUCGGAUGCUGACAAGGCGAAAGUGGGCAUCUGCGUUGGAUGCAGGACCCGCGAUGGUGGGAGGCGGCUGUCAAGAUGGUCGCGUUGGAGCACAAGCUUCUCGUCGAGCUCGACCACAUCUUCGGGAGUAUCGCUGUCCAUGUGA